AUGUCCUGGAUAGUCGUCUUCGCUCGCCUGCUUUUGCUCAACUUUUCUACUCAAACGUCAUCUCCAUUGCAAAAGUACACUAUCACUGCCCCAGGCAUCAACGCUUCUUUCAUCCCAUAUGGUGCUCGCCUGACUAAUCUGCUUGUAAAUGACCACAAUGGCAAUUCGCAAGACAUCGCACUUGGCUACGAUGAUCCGGACCAAUACAUAAGAGACACCGAAACCAAUCACACCUACUUCAGACCCGUGGUAGGUCGCUACGCCAACCACAUUAAAAACGGCACCUUCACCCUCAAUCAUCUGAAUGGUGUGACCUCUCAGAUCCCCACAAACGAUAACAGCGGCGCAGAUACCCUUCAUGGCGGCUCAAUCGGGUACGACCAGCGCAACUGGACCGUCAAUUCAACCCGUGUAACUUUCUCCCUGCUCGACCUCGCCUUCGAAGGGUUCCCCGGCUCCAUAAUCACGUACGCCACGUACACCGUCUCCUCAGAUCCAACCCCAAAAUGGACAUCUCGGCUCGUUUCCGUACCUCUUGAUGAGCUCACGCCCAUCAUGCUGGCUAAUCAUGUUUACUGGAACCUCGACGCUUUCACGAAUCCUGAUGAUGCUACGGUGCUGAAUAACACACUUCAUAUGCCCUACGCCAGGCGGUAUAUCGGAAUCGACAAUAUCGAAGUCCCGACGGGGGUCCUCAACACGGUUGCUGGAACACCCCUGGACUUCACAUCUCCGAAGCAGAUCGGACGGGAUAUCAACACCGCAAUUAAUUCCUGCGGGUUCAAUUGUACUCGUUACGACAACGCAUUCAUCCUCGAUCGCCCUGGCUCGUCUGGCGUAGAUUCCACGGAUCUGAGCAUGUUAACCCUGGCUUCGCCUGUGACUGGCAUUCAGGUGGAUGUGUGGACCAAUCAGCAGAGCGUGCAGAUUUAUAGCUGUAAUGGUCAGAACGGGACUAUUGGGGUUAAGGAGAGUCAGCAGCACAAGAGUGGUGGGGAGAGGACGUUUGUGGAGAAAUAUGGGUGCGUGGUUAUUGAGACGCAGCAGUGGAUUAAUGGGGUUAAUCAUCCGGAGUGGGGGCAGGAGGGGUAUCAGGUUUUUGGGCCGGAGACGGGACCGGCGGUUGUGUGGGCGGAGUAUGCUUUUAGUAUAGUGAAGUCGUGA
Molecule: messenger RNA, 1164 nt
Organism: Bacidia gigantensis
Lineage: Eukaryota; Fungi; Ascomycota; Lecanoromycetes; Lecanorales; Ramalinaceae
Exons: 1
Coding region: 1-1164 (387 amino acids)
Biological process (GO): beta-D-galactose catabolic process via UDP-galactose, Leloir pathway; glucose metabolic process
Molecular function (GO): aldose 1-epimerase activity; carbohydrate binding
Source: RefSeq, a predicted model, not a curated record